AUGGCCAUAUUUCUGUUGGUCAUUCAGUCCAUCUUGGGAGUGAUAAUUAACUCAUUUAUGUGUGGUGCCAUCCUAGCCAAGAUCUCUAGACCCAAAAAAAGAGCAAAAACCAUAACCUUCAGCAAAAAUGCUGUCAUUAGCAAGCGAGGUGGGAAACUUUGCCUUCUUAUAAGGGUUGCAAAUUUAAGGAAAAGCUUGCUGAUAGGAGGCCACAUAUAUGGUAAAUUGCUGAAAACCACCGUUACACCUGAGGGAGAGACCAUUAUUUUAGAUCAAGUAAACAUUGAUUUCAGAGUGGAUGCUGGAAAUGAGAACCUCUUCUUUGUGUCACCAUUGACAAUCUACCAUGUUAUCGAUAAAAACAGCCCAUUCUACGAGAUGUCAGCCGAGACUCUUCUACAGCAUGAUUUUGAGUUGGUGGUGUUUCUAGAUGGAACAGUAGAAGCUACAAGUGCUACUUGUCAAGUGCGCACAUCUUAUAUCCCCGAAGAGGUGCUCUGGGGGUAUCGCUUUGCUCCAAUUGUGUCCAAAACCAAGGAAGGCAAAUAUCGAGUAGACUUCAGUAACUUUGGAAAAACUGUGGAGGUGGAAACACCUCACUGUGCUUUUUGCAUGCACAAUAAGAAGGAUGCCCAAGCCAAGCUGAACCAAGGCUAUGAUAAUCUAGCCUUUGUUGUCUCGGAAAUUCCAGAGGCCCCCGAAAACAAUGAAACAAAAAUGUAA
Staurois parvus is the source of this 723-nucleotide messenger RNA. The record is from the annotation of a GenBank genome assembly. NCBI's taxonomy places the organism in Eukaryota, Metazoa, Chordata, Amphibia, Anura, Ranidae.